AUGUCGGUGCCGCUGCUCAAGAUCGGGGCGGUGCUGAGCACCAUGGCCAUGGUCACCAACUGGAUGUCGCAGACGCUGCCCUCGCUCGUGGGGCUCAACGGCACCGUGUCCCGCGCGGGCGCUUCCGAGAAAAUCACUCUCUUCCAGAGCCCAGAAGAGGGCUGGCAGCUGUACACCUCGGCCCAGGCGCCCGAUGGGAAAUGCAUCUGCACGGCCGUGAUCCCCGCCCAGAGCACCUGCUCCCGCGAUGGCCGGAGUCGAGAGCUGCGGCAGUUGAUGGAGAAGGUGCAGAACGUCUCCCAGUCCAUGGAGGUCCUUGAGCUGCGGACGUACCGGGACCUGCAGUACGUGCGCAGCAUGGAGAACCUCAUGCGGAGCCUGGAUGCGCGGCUCCGGGCAGCUGACGGGUCCCUCUCCGCCAAGAGCUUCCAGGAGCUGAAGGACAGGAUGGCGGAGCUGUUGCCCCUGAGCUCGGUCCUGGAGCAGUAUAAGGCGGACACGCGGACCAUCGUGCGCCUGCGGGAGGAAGUGAGGAAUCUCUCCGGCAGCCUCGCCGCCAUCCAGGAGGAGAUGGGCGCCUACGGGUAUGAGGACCUGCAGCAGCGGGUGAUGGCUCUGGAGGCCCGGCUGCAUGCCUGCGCCCAGAAGCUGGGCUGCGGGAAGCUGACUGGGGUCAGUAACCCCAUCACCAUUCGGGCCAUGGGGUCCCGCUUCGGCUCCUGGAUGACAGACACGAUGGCUCCCAGCGCGGACAGCCGGGUCUGGUACAUGGAUGGCUAUUACAAGGGCCGGCGGGUCCUGGAGUUCCGCACCCUGGGAGACUUCAUCAAAGGCCAGAACUUUAUCCAGCACCUGCUGCCCCAGCCGUGGGCAGGCACGGGCCACGUGGUCUACAAUGGCUCCUUGUUCUACAACAAAUACCAGAGCAACGUGGUGGUCAAAUACCACUUCCGUUCACGCUCCGUGCUGGUGCAGAGGAGCCUCCCCGGGGCCGGCUACAACAACACCUUCCCUUACUCCUGGGGGGGCUUCUCGGACAUGGACUUCAUGGUGGACGAGAGCGGGCUCUGGGCCGUCUACACCACCAACCAAAACGCGGGCAACAUCGUGGUCAGCCGGCUAGACCCGCACACCCUGGAAGUCGUGCGCUCCUGGGACACCGGCUAUCCCAAGCGUAGUGCCGGUGAGGCCUUCAUGAUCUGCGGUGUGCUCUACGUGACCAACUCCCACCUGGCGGGGGCCAAGGUCUACUUCGCCUACUUCACCAACACGUCCAGCUACGAGUACACGGAUGUGCCCUUCCACAACCAGUACUCUCAUAUCUCCAUGCUGGACUACAACCCCCGUGAGCGCGCCCUGUACACCUGGAACAAUGGCCACCAGGUGCUCUACAACGUCACCCUCUUCCAUGUCAUCAGCACCGCCGGGGACCCCUAGGUGCUGCUGCCGCGGCUCAGGCUGCCCCAGCGAGGGCCACCGGGGGCCCGCCCUGCUCUGCCUGUGUCCCCUCAAGUUUCUCUGUCCGUUGUGUCGUCUCGCCCCUGUCCUGUGCUUUUUCUCGUCCCAGCUUCCGUUCUCUGCCUAUUUCUAUCAGUGCUUUUUCUCAAUUUUGUGUCAUCUCCUUUAUCGACCUCUGCUUUUGAUACUCCACUGGUCUUCUGCCUUCUUAUUGAUGUCCCCCUUUCUUUUUAUCGAUCGGGGCCUCCUCUGCCUCUCUCUCUCUCUCCCCUCUUUCUCCUCUUUCCCACUCUCUGCUUCCCACCCAUUCCUCAUCCCUGGCUCCUCACCUCCACCCUCCCACCCCCAGGAGUUGACUGCAUGGAUUUCCUUCUUUUUUUAUUUACACUUUUUCUUUCCGGGUUGCCGGAAUAAA
Molecule: messenger RNA, 1873 nt
Organism: Lepus europaeus (European hare)
Lineage: Eukaryota; Metazoa; Chordata; Mammalia; Lagomorpha; Leporidae
Gene: OLFM2
Product: olfactomedin 2
Exons: 6
Coding region: 1-1437 (478 amino acids)
Biological process (GO): signal transduction
Source: RefSeq, a predicted model, not a curated record